Messenger RNA from Hypomesus transpacificus, 1979 nucleotides. RefSeq names its product metalloproteinase inhibitor 2-like. The coding region runs from base 311 to 973 and encodes 220 amino acids. Gene Ontology annotation, cellular component: extracellular matrix. Gene Ontology annotation, molecular function: metalloendopeptidase inhibitor activity; protease binding. NCBI's taxonomy places the organism in Eukaryota, Metazoa, Chordata, Actinopteri, Osmeriformes, Osmeridae. The transcript has 5 exons. Gene Ontology annotation, biological process: negative regulation of endopeptidase activity; negative regulation of membrane protein ectodomain proteolysis. The record is from RefSeq and is a predicted model, not a curated record.
GCUCAGACAGGCAGUAAUAAAAAGAGACUGCUCUCGACGAUAGAGGAAACAGAUUUCCAGGAGGCAGGCAAACUGAGUAGGCGCAGUCUUGAGUGGAAAUUGACACGUACUGAUGUAUUACGUCUAUUCUAUUUUAACAAGUGGACCUUUUUUGUUGUUUACACGCAAGGUAGACUUUACGAUUCUUUGAAACCCCCGAAGAGAUCGUGAUUCAAUUUUUCUUUAGCUAGCUGUAGUGUGUUGAAUAUUCUUCAGUUAUACAACUGCAUUCAUUUUGUAUACAGCCUACUGAAUAAUAACACUUUAAAGAAUGACCUGGACAGUUAGCAGUUGUUAUAUUACUCUAGCCCUCCUAUUCCUUUGGCGGGUCGAAGAAAUAGCAGAGGCUUGCAGUUGCUCCCCUGCUCAUCCUCAACAGGCUUUUUGCAAUGCAGACGUCGUGAUCAGGGCAAAAGUGAUCGCUGGCAACGAGGUUGACUCUGGCAACGAUGUCUACGGCAACCCCAUCAAACGGAUCAAGUAUGACAUCAAACAGAUCAAGAUGUUCAAAGGACCUAACCGGGACAUUGACGCAAUCUUCACAGCCCCCUCCUCAGCCAUGUGUGGGAUGACUCUGGAGACCAAUGGAAAAAAGGAGUACCUUUUCACAGGCAAGCUUGAGACUGAUGGGACAAUGCAUGUGACUCUGUGCGACUUCAUUGAAUCUUGGGAGGCCUUAAGUGCCACACAGAAGAAGAGCUUGACUCAGCGCUAUGACAUGGGCUGUGACUGCAAGAUCACACGGUGCACCUCCAUCCCCUGUAUGAUCAGCGCCCCGGAGGAGUGUCUGUGGACAGACUGGGUGAUUGAGAAGAGCAUCAGCGGACCACAGGCCAAACACUUUUCCUGCAUCAAGAGGAGUGAUGGUUCCUGUGCCUGGUACAGAGGAUCUGCACCUCCCAAGAAGGAGUUCAUGGACAUCGAGGAACCCUAGUUCCACAAUCGCACCCACACUCACAAUGUGACUGGAUAGGCCUGUCUUUUAAAAAUCCCCCCCCCCCCUCAAAAUAAAUGUUUGAUGAAACCAUAACAUUGCGGUUCAUAACUAGGUCAUUCAAUUUGUAUAGAUUGGCCCAGUUGGGAUGUCACAGGGUGAAUUUACUAGUUAAACCAGGAGAUGAAAAACUAUAUGUAUUCAGGCGUCAAUUACAUGAAAACAGCACUUUCUGACCACAACAACCCCAAUAUAUCUUAAAUACUUAUUGUAAAGGUCAAAUAAAAUUUAAAUACACUUCUAAUUUACUUUUCCAGGUCUCAUGUGCCAUUUCUUCAUUGCUAGCUACCUGAUCCAAAAUGUUCAAUAGCGGUGUUGUUCCAUGUUGUUGUGCUCAGAUAUGAAAUUAUAUUAAAAAUAUAUACUUCUAUCUUGAAGUUUAGUUUAUUUGUUUUUCACUAGUGGUACAGAUUUGUUUUAAUGCCAACAGAAACACAUUAACAGAUUAAAACUUUUGCUUAAGGACUUAUAACAUUGUUAUUGCUUCAGUGGGAUGAAAAUGUAUUAAAGCAGUGUGGUAUCACAAAGAAGGCCACACUGAUGACACCGUUGUAGUCACUAUAUCGGCUUAAUCUCUUCAUUUAUUAUAUUUACUGGUCUAUCUACUUAUAAUAAUAAUGAAUAAAACCCUUACAUGGUCUGUUAACUGACAUGGCAAACCUGAUUGUCUAGGUCAACUCAGUGCUAUGUUUUUGUCAUAGGCAUUAUAAUGUGUCAUUAUAUUAAGGGGAUUGAAUCCUCCAGUUUUAUUUUAUACUUUUUUAUAUUACUUCAUCUGUGAUGCUAGUUAUUUGUGUUAGUUGUCUAUUGCUGUCUCUUUACAAUUGUUGAAAGAAUGUUUUAUUUAAGGAAGGUGGAAGUUUAAUUUGACCAUUUUACAAACUGCAAUGUUUUAAUUAUGAAGAAAUACAUUGUUAGUGCGUUAUCAAAUAAAGGACUUACGGGA